Phalaenopsis equestris is the source of this 639-nucleotide messenger RNA. Its product is annotated as rapid alkalinization factor-like. Lineage: Eukaryota; Viridiplantae; Streptophyta; Magnoliopsida; Asparagales; Orchidaceae. The transcript has a single exon. The record is from RefSeq and is a predicted model, not a curated record. Bases 95 to 436 code for a protein of 113 amino acids.
AGAUAAGGGGAAGAGAGAGAGAGAAAGAGGCGAGAAAUACUCAACUUGGUUCUCUCUGUACAGAUCUCUCUUCAGUUUCGAGAAGAAGGAGAAGAUGAAGAUAUCUGCUGCGAUGAUUCUGCUUAUAGCUUUGAUGGCGCCUCUGCUUUGCUCCCCUACGGCCGCCGGCGGCGAGAUACCAUUGGUAGGAUGGAUCCCUGGAGGAUCUGCUUGCAGCGGCACCAUUGGUGAGUGCUUAGACUCCAACGAGUUCGAGCUUGCCUCCGAAUCCAGCAGGCGGAUCCUGGCGACAUUGAACUACAUCAGCUACAACGCCCUCCGGCGCGGCUCCAUCCCCUGUUCCCGCCGCGGCGCUUCCUACUACAAUUGCCGCCCUGGCGCCCAGGCGAAUCCCUACUCCCGCGGCUGCUCCAGAAUCACCCAAUGCCGAAGCUAGGGUUUACUUCUUCCUCUCUCCCCUUUUUGUUUCACUGGUGCUUUUGAGGCUGAUUGAGCUGUGAUUGCUGAUUGGUGCUGUGUUGAUUGAUUAGGGUUUAUAUGAAUAUUUUUGUGUUUGUGGCUAUGAUGUUCUUGCUAUCGCUGUUGUUUCUCUUGUACAAUUUAUUAUAUUAUAUUUUGAUUCCUAUUCCGAUUUAUUCA